Pongo pygmaeus (Bornean orangutan) is the source of this 2364-nucleotide messenger RNA. RefSeq names its product ubiquitin conjugating enzyme E2 L3 (gene UBE2L3). The record is from RefSeq and is a predicted model, not a curated record. The transcript has 4 exons. The coding region runs from base 72 to 536 and encodes 154 amino acids. NCBI's taxonomy places the organism in Eukaryota, Metazoa, Chordata, Mammalia, Primates, Hominidae.
GGAAGUGCGGGGGCUCCAGCCGCCCGGCCGGCCGCAAUGCAUUCUGGGGAAGGAGCAGCACCAAAUCCAAGAUGGCGGCCAGCAGGAGGCUGAUGAAGGAGCUUGAAGAAAUCCGCAAAUGUGGGAUGAAAAACUUCCGUAACAUCCAGGUUGAUGAAGCUAAUUUAUUGACUUGGCAAGGGCUUAUUGUUCCUGACAACCCUCCAUAUGAUAAGGGGGCCUUCAGAAUCGAAAUCAACUUUCCAGCAGAGUACCCAUUCAAACCACCGAAGAUCACAUUUAAAACAAAGAUCUAUCACCCGAACAUCGACGAAAAGGGGCAGGUCUGUCUGCCAGUAAUUAGUGCUGAAAACUGGAAGCCAGCCACCAAAACCGACCAAGUAAUCCAGUCCCUCAUAGCACUGGUGAAUGACCCCCAGCCCGAGCACCCACUUCGGGCUGACCUAGCUGAAGAAUACUCUAAGGACCGUAAAAAAUUCUGUAAGAAUGCUGAAGAGUUUACAAAGAAAUAUGGGGAAAAGCGACCUGUGGACUAAAAUCUGCCACGAUUGGUUCCAGCAAGUGUGAGCAGAGACCCCGUGCAGUGCAUUCAGACACCCCGCAAAGCAGGACUCUGUGGAAAUUGACACGUGCCACCGCCUGGCGUUCGCUUGUGGCAGUUACUAACUUUCUACAGUUUUCUUAAUCAAAAGUGGUCUAGGUAACCUGUAAAGAAAGGAUUAAAAAUUUAAGAUGUUCUAGUUCUGCUCUCUUUGUUUUAAAAAUCACUGCUUCAAUCUACUUCAAAAGAAUGGUGUUUCUUUUCUUGUCCAAUUUUAUCCAAAAUCUUCAAGUUACAUUUAACCCAUAAGGUUUUAAAAAAAGGAAAAAAAAAAGGUUGUGGUUCCCUUUCUUCCCUACCCUUGCCACUCCCACUUUCUGGCACCAAGUUUAUUUUUCACUUACUUACUUCCCCAGACCCCGGGCUCGCCUCCACAAAGGAGAAGAGACUGCCCUGGCGGUCCUGGUGGCUUUUCUUAGCACGUGUGGGACUGUUGCCCAGUGUGGGAGUUGGUUUAAAUUAUCCUGACUCCAGUUUAUAACAUCCUUUUAAAAAAUUUAAAAACAAACAGCCACACCCCUCCUCCAGUCCUUCUCCUCAGUUCUUAUGUGAAACUCCAGCUGAUGUUACCACAGUAACAUCAGUUAAUUGGGCAAGCCCUGAUGUCAGUGUGUGUAACUGACCUCUGGCCUGGCCUGCACAGAGAAACCCUAUAAUCACAGGUCUAUGGUGGCCCCGAAAUGGGGGGCCUGCUAGUCAGGAGGAUGCUGUGCACACUGUGUGUGAUGAAUCUCGCCAGAAAGGCUCCUGAGGUCCCAGGUUGGCACUUCUCCCUGCAGCCAUUGUAGAAGAUCUGCUGGUCCUUGCAGACAAAGCUACAGCCAGAAUGUCCGUUUGAAAUUCCCAGCUCAUCUGUCACCGAGCUUCAUCCGAAUGUGCCACGGAGCUUGCUCUCCACUUCCUCCGUGCAGCGGCCCUGCCACAGCUCUCCCUCGGCACACUUUGACCCUUUGUAGGAUUGGAAUUAGCAGGACUCGGCUAUUUAAAGCACCAGUCUGGGGUCGCCUGGGCCCCUGCUGACCCCUUCCUCCAGAGCAGCCAGCCCAGCCCGGGAACAAGACGGACUUCCUCUCCCUUUGGACUCACAGCCUUUGCAGAGUCAAGCUCCACUUGAAGCUCACUCAGUAAUAUCCUUUCAAUGUGUUUUAUAUUGUUUUGACUGCCUUUUUUUGUAGAAAUAAAAAUUGACCUUAGAAUUUAUCAUCAGAUAAACUUGUAAAGAUUUGAAUAUUAAUGUCUUUUCAAGGCAAAUGGGAUUGUCCCCGCACUAGUAGAGAAUCCAUGUCGCUCUGACACCCCAAGGAAGCCGACGAUCUAAAUGCUGUGUGUCACCAACCCUGCUUCUGCCACUGGCGGCUUCCCUUCUUGGCUCUUGGAGGGGGACUAGAUCCUGUGGAGAAGAUGACUUAAACUUUGCUUUUUGUUUUAAUUUUAAUUCUAUAACUUGAGAUCUUUCCGGGGCCUACAGGCGUGUAAGACAGCUUGGUCUGGUCUGUGCAGAAGUGAGGAGUGAUGGGCAGGUUCGGCAGCCUAACAUUGUUCAGGCGCGUGGCCCCUGCGGCGUGUACAUGAACUCAGCUUCUUUUGUCCUAGGUACGCCAAGGGCAGGUUUCUAGAGACUCUCUUGUGCCCGGGAUGGCAAGGGCACCAGGCUGGUGUUUCCACAUCUGUCUUCAUUAGCAGAAAAGUGAUGAUGGAUUUUAUUUCAUUCACACUCCAGUUUGUAAUAAAAUGCCAAAUUCUGUCAGAAGCUAUCCAAACAA